AUGGCUCGACUUCGAAGGCCCGGGGGAGGACUGCAGCGGGCCGAGUCCACUAUUGCGCAUUCCGAAGUUGCCAGCCGUAUUGCCCGAGAAGCCAGGUUCAUGGAUGGACUCCGCCUCAAGGCUCCCUAUGAACCCGACGAAGAAGUCUGCGGUGAUUGCGGGAAGGUCGAGUGCGAGUGUGAACCAGAGAGCGAUGAUGAAUCAGAAGAAGAAGAGCUGCCAAAGAAUUGGCUCGAGCAAAUGAUCCACAACAUCCGGCUCAAAACAGACGUUGUUCGAUACUACUCUGGUCGCAUCGUCAAUGACCAAGGCUUCCAAAUAUUCAUUGUCAUUCUCAUUCUACUCAACUCACUCUUUAUUGGGUUGGCAACCUUCGAUUUUGUCGAAGACAAUGAAAAUGCCUAUCGGGCGUUCAGAAUUGUCGACUUGGCAUUCCUCAUCAUAUUCACCAUCGAAUUGCUCAUGCAAUUCCUGUAUCAUGGAUAUGGCCUUUUCUUCGAUGGAUGGUUGAUGUUCGAUCUAUUUAUUGUCAUUACCAGUUGGACACUCGAGUCGGUAUCCGUCCUAAGGGCACUCAAGUUAAGGUCCUUUCGCAUCUUUCGGGCGUUUCGACUCACCACCAAAAUUAGAGCUCUCAGGCGGCUCGUAGAGGCAAUCUUUGAUGUCUUGCCACGCAUUUCCGCCAUUAUCUGCAUGUUCUGCCUUAUCAUUUAUAUAUUUGGCGUCAUGUGUACAGAACUCUUUGGAGAGAUUGACUUUACCGAUCGAUUCCAGGAACCACUAGCUGGGACCUACAGCUACUUUGGUCGACUAGAUGACGCACUGUUCACACUCUUUGCCAUGGUCACACUCGACUGGGCAAGGGUAACACGAGCCGUGAUGCAGGUCUAUCCGUGGGCGUCAUACCUUUUCUCCACGUAUGUGACGUUUUCAUCCUUCAUCUUGUACAAUCUCAUUAUUGCUGUUGUAUGUGAUGCCGUCAAAAUGGUGCAAGACCAACAAGAUAUUCUCAUGGUGGAAAACUACGUCAAGGACAAAAUCGAAUCACGCCAUCGAAUCAUCAAUCUGCGUCAAAAGCUAGACAAAAUGUCAAAACAACAAAUGGAUCUCUUGCUCUAUGUGCAACUCUUGCUAGACCAAGUCGAUGACGUCGGUGAGGCGUCCAAGCAACAUUACGAGGAGGCGCUCUUGCAGCUCAGUCAAACCAAUACGAAUGCCAGGGACGCAUUGAAGCAGGCAAUCCAACAACUCAAUCGUUUUGAAAGGUUGGCGGGAUUGGACGACCUGUCAUGGCAAAGCCAGUCCGAAACAGAUGGUCCGACAACAACAUCAACCACCACCCAAAAUCAGUUGCAACAUUUACAAAUGGAGGAACGACAGGUGCCGAAAAGUCAAAACAAUUCCCAAACAGAUGACGAGCCAAAGCAAAGCAAUCCCCGUGAAGUCAAGCCGACAAGGGCACGGCCGAGCCGUGCGAAAAGCACUGACUAUUUUGCGUGGGCAAAGCCGACAAGGGCACGGCCGAGCCGUGCGAAAAGCACCAACAUUGUCGAGGCGGCAAAGCCGACAAGGGCACGACCAAGCCGGUUUCGCAGCACUGACAAUGUCGUGUCGACGACAAAGCCUACACCGCAGUUUCCUCAGUUACCCCAGAGAGUCCCAAGAAGCCGGAGAGUCUCAUUCAUGGACACAAAAGCACGUAGUAGUGUCCGAAAAUCUCAAAAAGAGGCAAUAUCUGAGUUUUCUGACAACCCCAAUACUCUUUACGAGGAUGACACGGAACAAAUCGGUUCGUCGCACUACAGGACUCCAUUUAACGAAGGCGACGGAUUGGACAAUGAUGAGUCCUUUCACAGCUGCCGUGUGAUGCCGCCAGAGGCCGAAACAGCGGAUGACCAAGACCUGCAUUCCUGA
Seminavis robusta is the source of this 1914-nucleotide messenger RNA. The record is from the annotation of a GenBank genome assembly. Lineage: Eukaryota; Bacillariophyta; Bacillariophyceae; Naviculales; Naviculaceae.